AUGGCUCCCCACGCCAACGACGUCGCCGCCCGCUCCGCCGGCACCGGCUCCGGCACCGCCCCCUCGCGCCUCCACGCCGCGUCGACGGCCGCCGCCAUCGCCUCCGAGGCGGAGCACGCCGCCCACAACUACCACCCGCUGCCCGUCGUCUUCGCAGAGGCAAAGGGCGUCGACGUCUGGGACCCCGAGGGCCGCCACUACCUCGACUUCCUCUCCGCCUACAGCGCCGUCAACCAGGGCCACUGCCACCCGGAGCUCGUCAAGGCCCUCGUCGACCAGGCCGGCCGCCUGACCCUCAGCUCCCGCGCCUUCCACAAUGACGUCUUCCCCAAGUGGGCCGAGAAGAUCCGUCAAGUCUUUGGCUACGAAAUGGUCCUGCCCAUGAACACGGGCGUCGAGGCCGUCGAGACGGCCGUCAAGAUUGCCCGCAAGUGGGCCUACAAGGUCAAGGGCGUCGAGCAGGACAAGGCCCUCGUCUUGUGCGUUGCCGACAACUUUCACGGCCGAUCGAUGACGGCCAUCACCCUCUCGACGGACCCCGAGUCCAAGGAAAACUACGGCCCCUAUGUGCCAAACAUUGGCGCCUCCAGCCCCUCGACCGGCAAGCCAAUCCGCUUCAACAACGUCGCCGACCUCGAGGAAGUGCUCGAGGCCCACGGCAAAGACACGGCCGCCUUCCUCGUCGAGCCCAUCCAGGGCGAGGCCGGCGUCGUUGUCCCUGACGACGACUACCUCGCCAAGGUCCACGCCCUCUGCAAGAAGCACAAGGUGCUGCUCAUCUGCGACGAGGUCCAGACGGGCAUUGGCCGCACCGGCCGCAUGCUGUGCUCGGAGUGGUCCGGCAUCAAGCCCGACGUGGUGACGCUGGGCAAGGCCAUCUCGGGCGGCAUGUACCCCGUCAGCGCCGUCAUGAGCAGCAAGGAGGUGAUGCUGGUGGUCGAGCCCGGCACCCACGGCUCCACCUACGGCGGGAACCCGCUCGGCUGCGCCGUGUCCAUCCGCGCCCUGGAGCUGAUUGAGGAGGAGAACAUGAUUGGCAAUGCCGAGCGCCUGGGCAACAUGUUCCGCGAUGGCCUUGCGGCGCUCAAGAGCCCCGUCAUCAAGGCGAUUCGAGGCAAGGGCCUGCUCAACGCCAUGGUCAUUGACGAGUCGGCCACCUCGGGCCGGACGGCGUGGGACCUGUGCUUGCUGCUGAAGAAGAAGGGUCUACUGGCCAAGCCCACGCACGGAGACAUCAUCCGGUUCGCCCCUCCGCUGGUCAUCACGGAGACGGAGCUGAGGAAGGGCCUCAACAUCAUCGCCGAGGCCAUCAAGGAGCUGCCCACUGCCGAAAAGGCCGCCGGCCACUGA
Hirsutella rhossiliensis is the source of this 1350-nucleotide messenger RNA. Its product is annotated as aminotransferase class-III domain-containing protein. The coding region runs from base 1 to 1350 and encodes 449 amino acids. The record is from RefSeq and is a predicted model, not a curated record. The transcript has 3 exons. Gene Ontology annotation, cellular component: cytoplasm. NCBI's taxonomy places the organism in Eukaryota, Fungi, Ascomycota, Sordariomycetes, Hypocreales, Ophiocordycipitaceae. Gene Ontology annotation, molecular function: identical protein binding; pyridoxal phosphate binding; L-ornithine transaminase activity.